Messenger RNA from Haliaeetus leucocephalus (bald eagle), 4350 nucleotides. It is a transcript of the gene BLOC1S2, whose product is annotated as biogenesis of lysosomal organelles complex-1, subunit 2. Gene Ontology annotation, biological process: endosomal transport; lysosome localization. Bases 35 to 460 code for a protein of 141 amino acids. Lineage: Eukaryota; Metazoa; Chordata; Aves; Accipitriformes; Accipitridae. The record is from RefSeq and is a predicted model, not a curated record. Gene Ontology annotation, cellular component: BORC complex; BLOC-1 complex; gamma-tubulin complex. Gene Ontology annotation, molecular function: gamma-tubulin binding. The transcript is spliced from 5 exons.
CGGAAGCGGGCGCCGCGGGAGAGGGCCUGUCGCCAUGGCGACCGCGGCGGAGGGGCUGCCCGAGGCCGGCGCGCAGCCCGCUAAGCAGGAUCCUGCUGUUGAAACAGCGGAGGAAGCUAAGGAACCAGCAGAGGCAGACAUCAAUGAACUCUGUAAAGACAUGUUCAACAAAAUGGCCACUUAUUUAACAGGUGAACUGACAGCCACCAGUGAAGACUACAAACUCUUGGAAAACAUGAAUAAGCUGACUAGCUUGAAGUACCUAGAAAUGAAAGAUAUUGCUAUAAACAUCAGUAGAAAUCUGAAGGAUUUAAAUCAAAAAUAUGCUGCUCUUCAGCCGUAUCUGGAACAAAUCAACCUAAUUGAGGAACAGGUUGCAGCUCUGGAGCAGGCAGCUUAUAAAUUGGAUGCAUAUUCCAAAAAACUUGAAGCCAAGUACAAAAAACUGGAGAAACGAUGAAAUUACAACAGUCUUUAAGUUGGAGAUGGGCAUGAGUCAGACUGAUUUCUGUUUAAGUUGCGCAACAGCAAUUCUGUAUGUUGACAAGGAUUUGGUUACAGCUAACAUCAAGACUGGUAACUUUUUCUAUCUAUUGAAUACAGUAGGCUGUAUUCAGGCUUAAGGCUGAAUAAUAUUUUCCUCUUCUCAAGAGGUUCUGUUGCCUCAGUUGUUCUGCAGUGAAAAGUAGAAGCCUGUCCCUAACCCAUACGUUGAUAUUGGCUGCCUGUGUGUUAGUCCUAUGUCCCACAUGAAAUACUCUGUCUAGGAAAAGCCCUCCAUAACCUAUAAAGACAUUUUCUCUUAGUAGCAGCGGGACCUAAACUUCUUUUUUUUUUUUUCCUUCAUUGAGCUCUGCAUUGAGAAGAUACCCAGGCCUUUGGAGUUAUGAGCAUGGUAUUGAAAACACUUCAUUUUGGUAUCCACUUUUAUCUGUUUUAAAUAGAGAGACUAAUUAUUAUAAACUUACAAUAAAACAACUUGCUGCAUUUGUCUCUCUGGAAUCUCAAGUUCCUGUUGGAAAGAUUAUGUAAGUUGUCUUUAUUUUUUUCAAAGGGUCUGUUAAUAAAGACAAACUCCUUCCAGCUACUGGAGAUCAUAGAAGCCAACAUGUUUUAAACUCUGCGUCAAGUAUUCCUGCAAUUAUAUUCUUUGAUUGUCUGGACCUCAGGUGAAAUUGCAAGCAGUACUGCUUUAUCACAUGCUCAGUUAACCUAGCAGAUCCUUUCUCUACUUUACCAAUGAAUUUUGAUCCUAGUAGUUUUUUAAGAGGCACGCCCAGCACAAAAAGCUUCUUCUCUACCAGAUUAACAGUGUUCCAAAUUGCUAAUUUAGCGGAGCCCUUCUUACUGAGCAGGUACUCCAAGGUUGGUUUUUUUUUCUGUACCUAUUGACCCUGACUAGUUCAAGCUGGCUUUUGAGUGAGUUGCAGUCGAGGAUAGUACAAGUGCUGAUGUAGGAAAGAAGUAGUUCAAACUUCCUACAGGCUGUUUAGAAGAAUGUCUAGUCAAGUGCCAGCGUGGUAAAGAUCAUAAUGUCAGUGUCAUAAAGUCAGUGUAUAGCCACUGUAAAUAGUCAAGAUGGACACUUUUCCCUAGUGCUAUUUAAAAGCAGUGAAGCAGAUGACCUUUAAGAGCCUUCACCAUCACUUUAAAAAUCCUGGGUUUAAAAUAGAAAAUACUGUUCUAUAUGGCGUUGAUGUAGGAUUUGAGAGAGUUCAUUUGAAGAAAGGCCUUUUUGGAAUGGGCAUCUUUAAAGAACAGGGUUAAGUCUCCCAGAGGUAUCCAGCCAUUUGCACCUGUAUUGCUUUUAUCUGUAGUUAGCUCACCGAUGACUGUUCUACCUGUGAAAGCAAAUUAGACAUUUUACUAUUGUUAUCAAAGCAACAUCCUCCAGCCCAAUGGGAAGAGGUAUCAACAGAUGAAUUACCAUUUCUGUGUUGAAGGAAAUUAUACCAUGUGGCGCAGCAGCCUGUUUUAAAAUCUGAUGGAUCAUUAUCAUCUCAGGAUUCAUGGUGUGUUCGCAGUUCUGCUGGACAAGAGGAUCUAGCCAGGCAGAUCUAAAAUCUUUGUGCCUAGAGACUGACAUUUGAAUGACAGCCUGAACAGUGGCCUGCUUGGUGAUCUCUGAUGGUGGGAAGUGGUACCACAAGGUGGUAGACAAUCUAGAAGUCCUGUUUCUCCAGUGUUUCAUGCAUUUGUAGAUUAUGCAAGAGCUAGACUAGACGUGAUUCAGCCAGACUCACCAGUGUUUUUGAUAGUACCAUUCUUUCUCUUUGCCAUUGUGGAGGAGUAUCACAAAUAUUUGGCUGCUGAUGUAAAAGCUUGGGGGUGCUUCUCGGAGUUCCUCUGUUCCCUGGAAGAACGAGGAUUUUCAUUAUAGCAUAUAGCACUUGCAUGUGGCUGGGAGCUUAGUCCCUGAUCCCCUGUAAGUCCUCUCCCUGGCCCCUACCCAUCUCUAAGAACAGAAAAAUUACUGCUUCAUAGCAGGUUGGAAAUGGUUCUGGGUAGGUGGACAUCAUCUAGAGCUGACCAGCCACUGAAAUGCUUACCAGGGCAGGUUGUUCCAGGAUUGAAACGAGACCACUAAUCUUCUGGCCUAGUGAUCGCUCUGAUUCCCAGCUAUUUCUGGGAAGGUGGUGCUAGAAGCACAGAGCAGAUGCUAGGACACAAAGGGAUUGUUCUCUACUGCAGGGAUGCAGCUGGCCCUGCACUUGGGCUAGGUGCAGAGGCCAAGAUGAAGGGGUGACAAGAGUUGUAUCCGAAGGAAUUACAAUAGAGAGCUGGCUAUCUGCUGUCUAGAGAAUUGUGAUCAUCUCCAUGUGAUAAAAAUAAUACCAAGCCAUAAGUGCCAGUGACUUGUCUUAUCGCAUGGCAGCAAUGCCAGUAAGUUCUGCUCAUGGCAGAUGACCUGCAAAUCAAGUAUUGAACAUAGAACGGAACAUGGCCCAAACAUGCUCUGUGCUCUAGUAGCAGCACACUGCCAAUGUAGUUGCAAGUCCACUCCCUUAUUGAAUGUGGGCCAUAUGCUCAGACCCUCAAUGGGAGACAGACCACAGAUCCAAGCUGGGUACAGAACUGAAUGUAUGGCAGCCCUGCUCUGUCUUAAGAUGAGUCCCAGUCACCCUCCCUUUUCCUUAACACGUACUGUCUACAUUCGAGCUGGAUGCUAAAACUCAGUUCCGUAGUAAGAAGGAUUCACUGUGACUGGGAUCAUAACAGCAGCCUUGCUCUGUAAAUUCCUGAAGUGGCCAAGAAGAACAGAAUGGCACUCCUGUUGUGUGUUUAUGUCCUCUAGCACUUCUAACUGCCUUGGACCCAGUAGGGCACCUUUUCAUCUUGAGACCAUGGGGGGGCACAUAAUAACAAAGAUGUUUCAGGGCUGCUAGUAUUUCUUAAAAGAGGAGACAGUUACAUGCCUCACCCUUAAGCAUGGUUUAAUGUACCAAGCUCAUCCUGCAGCUGCAUGACUUUCCUUCCAUAAUGCGUGCCUGGAGCAUGCUAUGUUGCCAAAGGCAGCUAUGGACAUGACAGCAGCCUGGUAGAAAGUUUUCCUAACGUGGGAGUUAGAUAUAAGGAUUGUCAGAGGGUUUGGGCAGAAAGGGUUGCACUCAAGGAUAGGCUAGUGCUAGCUAAGCAAGAACACAUUCUCAGGGGCACAAGGGCUAGAGUUUUUCCUCUGCUCAGGAGAGAACUGGAAAUUUGUGAUUAAGCAGACUGUGAUUGUACAAAACACCACUCUGGAGUACACACAUACUAGCUGUAAGCCCUAAUCAGCACUUCUCAGGUCUCCAAAGAUGUCUGAAAGUAGAGGAUGCUGUCAAUGUCAUGACUAAAAUUGCGGUGGUGUUCUCUAAGACAGCAUCCAUGCAACUGUUGUUAAGAGGUAUUGCUCCUCACCCCUCCAGGCCAAGGGGUUAAAGGGGACUGAGUGACAGUGGAUAGGUAAAUAUGGUCACAUGGAAGUAAAAACAUUGUAUCUCGUUCCCUCUGGAGAAUGGAGGUCAUCUGGAGAAUGCUCAGUCUGCAUGGAGUUUUGUGGCCUGCCCCAUCCCACCUUUCAGAGUCAGAGGUCCGGUGUCUGCUUUAUGUGUAUGUAGCAAGGGAAAGAGCAGGCUAUAGAAUAGGUUUAAAUACAUUCCAGUGACACUCCUAUUUGGAUCUGAUUUUGUAGAACUGCUGGCUUAGCCAUGUCUUGUUUUAAUCACAGGUGCAUUUGAUAGUUGCUUUGAUGAAGAGAUCCACUCACCACAUGCAACCCAGCAUACUGUUGGAAGGUCUAGGAAUCUGUGUGAUCGGGACAUAGAAAAUUUGGAAGAAUAAUACAGCAUUUGUCUGCUCAUUGUCUUUCCU